Dictyostelium purpureum is the source of this 291-nucleotide messenger RNA. RefSeq lists its product as uncharacterized. The coding region runs from base 1 to 291 and encodes 96 amino acids. The record is from RefSeq and is a predicted model, not a curated record. The transcript is spliced from 3 exons. NCBI's taxonomy places the organism in Eukaryota, Evosea, Eumycetozoa, Dictyosteliales, Dictyosteliaceae.
AUGAACUAUUGUUCAAUAAUAAUAAUCUCAAAAUUAAUAUCAAUAACAAUCAUAAAAAGUCACAAAGUCGCAGAAACUCAAAUUCUUUCAAUCUCUGGUAAAUCAGCCAAGGCAAAAUUCAAAUCAAUUGCAAGUUCAUGUAAAAAUUCAAAAGCGACCAUCACUGCUGCGGGUGCUGCAAGUUGUGCUGCUACAGGUGGUGAAGGUUGUACAGGUGGUACAGGUUAUAAUAGCAGAACUUUUAGAACAAUUAGAAUUAGAAGGUCUUCAAUCCGAAAAUCACAAUAUUAA